ACGUGCGCGAAAUUGAAAAAGAAUGCGGAAAUGAGCGGAGUCCGUAUACGGCCGUUGCAUGCUCUUGCGCUAGCUCGCUGGACUGUAGCUUCAUGCUUGGCGAGCCAUCUUGUUGUUGCAUAGCCUCCGGACCACAGCAUUGCUAGCUAGCAGCACGAGCCUACCGACAAGUGGACGAAGCCAACUCGAGAGACGCAGCACGACAGAGAGAGAGGAGGAGGCACGCUGACGAGGUAUAGCUAUGGCGGCGGAACAGAGAAGAGUGGUAUGCUACGACUACGCGGCCAAGGACAGCGAAGAGCUGGACAUCGUCAAACACGAGACGCUCACGGUGCUCGACUCUUCGGGCCUGUGGUGGAAAGUGGUCAACGACAAAGGACAGAGCGGGCUCAUACCGUCCAACUAUCUGUACCCGCCAGGAAAGGGACCCGCCCCUACCCCGGCUCCCAGUUCUGGACGAACUGACCUGAAAGCGGACGAGCCAGCGCACAUGUACCACCAGCCUGACCUUAUGAUGAACAGAGCAAACGGUCCUUCCCUCAACAUCACAGCCAAAGCAAAGUACCGUUACCAGGGGAGCAGGGAAGACGAGUUGAGUCUGGAGAAAGGUGACGAAGUGAUCGUGAUGGAAAAGGAGGCAGACGGUUGGUGGAAAGGACGCUGUGGUGCAAAAAUCGGGUGGUUCCCCUACAAUUAUGUCGAGGAAGUGGGCGUGGCAGAGGUGGAACCAGAGAAAGCUCUGCCCCCUCAACGAGAGAAGAAAUUUGUCUGCGGUGUCAUUGCACUGUACUCGUUCAACUCGGGGAACCCUGAGGAGCUAACGUUUCAAAAAGGAGACCUCCUAGACAUCGUAGACCAACCGGAGGACGACCCUGAUUGGUGGGAGGCUCGGAAGGCCAACGGACAGACCGGGCUCAUACCAAGAAACUACGUCGAAAUUGUCCACGAUGCCGAACCAGUGUUUGGUUCGGGUGGAGGGGGUAGUGGUGCCGGACAACAUAAAUCAGCGCAGGCUUCGCUGCCUUUUAGCUCACACCCUCCGCCACCGUUUGCACACGAGGUGUGGUACCACGGUCGAGUCGCACGGAGGGAGGCCGAGACGCUGCUGAAUCAGAGAGCCGCCCAUGGGCAGUUCAUUGUUAGGAGUAGUGAAACAAAGCCCGGUGAUUAUUCUAUAUCCAUGAAGGCCCCGGACCGAAUCAAGCAUUUCAACGUCAAGAAUCUCCCAGACGGCAGACUAGGCAUCGGACAGCGCAAGUUUGACUCUAUGGAUGAGCUAAUACAGCACUACCGACGAGCCCCCAUCUAUACCACUACAACCGAGGGAAAGAUGUACCUCUCAGAAGGACUCGCUCGAACCGUAGCUCGCUGAUAUGCAGACCAGGACUGUUGAUAUGUUCCCGUUUGCUUCCUCCACAUUUUGUCCCCCCAAUGUAAACCCACUAAAACGCCCUUGUGACACGGCUGGUGCUAAUAUUGUUGUUGUAUGCAAGUGGCUCAACAUGGUGUUAACUGUGUAUGCAUUGUGUGUGUGUGUGUUGUGUUGUGUUGUGUACCUGUGUGUAGCUUAACCUUGUUUAUUUUCAUGGUUUCAACAAUUGAC
This is a messenger RNA of Geodia barretti, 1603 nucleotides long. NCBI's taxonomy places the organism in Eukaryota, Metazoa, Porifera, Demospongiae, Tetractinellida, Geodiidae. The record is from the annotation of a GenBank genome assembly.